Molecule: messenger RNA, 339 nt
Organism: Diabrotica balteata
Lineage: Eukaryota; Metazoa; Arthropoda; Insecta; Coleoptera; Chrysomelidae
Source: the annotation of a GenBank genome assembly
AUGACGCAUUACAAAUAUAUAAUGCAACGCUUAGAGAGGGGGUCAGAAUUUGACUCAUUGAAAUCGACACGCACCGACUUAACGUGUUCGGUUAACAUCGUACACAUCAAUUUCCAUAGCAACACACUAAUACAUCAGUCACUUAAGUUCGCCACUGCAUUACAAGUGGAUGCCACAUCCGUAAACGCAACUCAAGCAAUAGCAUUAUUGAAAGCAGGCCUGAGACAGAGGGCCGUGGUAAAUCGACUAAAUUUAAGCCAAUCUGCUGUGUCCCGAGUGUAUCGUCGAUACCAAGAUACUGCUGAUUAUAUCCGUCGACAAGGAGGAUGCCGUAAACGA